This is a messenger RNA of Arthroderma uncinatum, 837 nucleotides long. RefSeq lists its product as uncharacterized. The coding region runs from base 1 to 837 and encodes 278 amino acids. Lineage: Eukaryota; Fungi; Ascomycota; Eurotiomycetes; Onygenales; Arthrodermataceae. The transcript has a single exon. The record is from RefSeq and is a predicted model, not a curated record.
AUGGCAGGAAACAAUUUAGCCCCAGGAGAAACGUUGGUGCACUUCUUCGACAUCGACAGCGCACUCGAGGGCCAAAGCCGAUCAUGGUCACCCAAUACCCUCCCCAUCCGCGCAGUGCUAAACUACAAGAAUGCACCUUAUACGCAAACAUACGUCUCGUUCCCGGAUAUCGAGCCUCUGCUUAAAUCGUUAUCGGUGCCGCCACUGGUUGGUGGCCGGAUUCCAUACACUCUACCGGCAAUUCUACACAAACCGUCUAUCCAAACGGAGGGUGCGGCGAUGAACGAUAGUUUCGCGCUUGCAGUCCAUCUUGAGACCAUCUUCCCGCCAGAGGCAGGGUACAAGUCUAUCUUCCCUAACGGACAGGCCAGUUAUGCCUUGGCCGUUGCCGUUCUAAGGGUAUUCGGCAACGUUUUUGCGCCGGUGAGGCCGUUUGCUAUCCCCUGUGUGCCCAAGUACCUCGAUGAACGGGGUCGCGAGUACUUCUAUCGCACGCGGAAGGAGAUGUUUGGCAUGCCACUUCAGGAGUUUGAGGCCAAGGGAGAAGCGCUGGAGGAGGCGUGGAAAACUUUCGAGACGGAAAUGGGGGUGUUGGUAAAGAUGCUGAAAGGUCGUCCGAGCCCGAAGAAGAAUCGGGGACCGUUCUUCGAAGGUGAAAACCCUGGAUAUGCCGAUUUGGCGUUGUUGGGAUUCAUGGGUUGGUUUGAGAAGAACUCGAAGGAACACUGGGAGAGACUUGUGCAGAUUGGAGACGGGGAGCUGAGAAAGUUGUGGGAGGCCGGCCACAAGUGGCUUGAGGCUGAGGGACAGAACGUGGAGUAUGAGAUUCCGAAGUAG